AUGGCGAAUUCCGCGAGGUCCUCGACCGUAGCGGGUGACAUACCCUCGACGAAUUUACCAUCAAUUCCGAAGGAGGAAGCAUUUCAUGAUGACUCCAAGGUACCUUUCCUCACGGCCAGGACGUUCCUCAUGGCUGUCCUUGUCUCGAUGGGCGGGAUAUGUUUCGGAUACGACACUGGUCAAAUUUCAGGCUUUUUACAAAUGGACAACUUUCUCUACCAGUUCGCUGACAACCGUGAGACUCUUGAACUCAGCGAUAUCCGCACUGGUCUCAUCGUUGCAAUGCUCUCGAUCGGAACCUUGAUCGGUGCUCUGAUUGCUGGCCCAGUAGCCAACAAUAGACGGCUAGGACGAAAGUACAGCAUUUGCCUUUGGUGUGUCGUCUUCUGUCUAGGCAACGUGUUUCAGAUUGCCGCUCAAUACCCAUACUGGUGGAUUUUGAUGAUGGGACGCAUCAUAUCUGGUUUUGCUAUAGGUGGGUUGUCGGUCAUGGUGCCAGCAUACCAGGGCGAGAGUGCUCCCACCCACGUCCGAGGAGCCAUCGUUUGUUGCUACCAGCUCUUUAUCACUAUCGGUAUUCUACUAGCCUACUUGAUCAAUUUUGGUUGCGUGAACUUGUCCGGUCCUGCUCAAUGGCGAGUUCCUGUUGGAAUCAGCUUCUUCUGGGCUUUCGUACUCGGUGUUGGUAUCCUAUUCUUCCCUGAAACACCAAGACAUGACUUCCGGCAUGGAAAGGUCGAGCAGGCCACGAAGAGUGUUGCAAAGUUUUAUGGUGUCAGCACGAGACACAAAGUUGUCAAGAAGCAGUUGGAUGAGAUGCAGCAGAAACUCGAGAUUGAGUUGCAAGGUGGCACACCAUCGGUCAUGGAGGUUUUUACUGGACCACGAAUGUUGUAUCGUACAUUGCUCGGCAUCACUAUUCAGGCACUCCAGCAAAUGACAGGUGCCAAUUUCUUUUUCUACUAUGGCACUACCAUCUUCUCCUCCGUCGGCUUGAAUGACUCAUUCGUCACACAAAUCAUCCUGGGAAGCGUUAACGUAGUCACCACCUUCCCUGGACUCUACAUGGUAGAAAAAUUUGGUCGUCGAUCAUGCUUAACCAUAGGUGCCGCCUGGAUGUUCAUGUGCUACAUGGUCUUCGCAUCCCUAGGCUACGCCGCCCUCGAGAACCCAGACGGCACAAACGACCAAACUGUCGGCAUGGUCAUGAUCGUGUUCGCCUGCCUCUUCAUUGCCGCCUUUGCAUCAACCUGGGGCCCCAUGGCCUGGGCCGUAACCUCAGAGAUCUACCCCUCCCGCUACCGCUCCGUCUGUAUCGCCCUUUGCUCCGCCUCAAACUGGACCUUCAACUUCUUCAUCGGCUUCGCCACCCCCUUCAUCACCAGCGACAUCGGUUUCUCGUACGGUUACCUCUUCGCGGCGUGCAAUUUUCUCGCGGUUCUGGUGGUGUUCUUCUUCCUGCCGGAGACGAGCGGCAAGUCCUUGGAGGAGAUCGAUACGAUGUUCUUGAUGAGGGUCAAGCCGUGGAAGUCGAGUAAGUGGGAGGUGCCGGAGGGGGAGACUUUGAGUUCGACGGACAGGAGGGCGUCGGAUGCGUAUGCGGAGAAGAGGAGGGCUUCGGAGGCUUCGAGGAGAUAG
Messenger RNA from Lithohypha guttulata, 1638 nucleotides. RefSeq names its product hexose transporter hxt5. Gene Ontology annotation, cellular component: plasma membrane. The transcript is spliced from 5 exons. Gene Ontology annotation, molecular function: carbohydrate:proton symporter activity. NCBI's taxonomy places the organism in Eukaryota, Fungi, Ascomycota, Eurotiomycetes, Chaetothyriales, Trichomeriaceae. The record is from RefSeq and is a predicted model, not a curated record. Bases 1 to 1638 code for a protein of 545 amino acids. Gene Ontology annotation, biological process: transmembrane transport; carbohydrate transport.